Limanda limanda (common dab) is the source of this 1705-nucleotide messenger RNA. It is a transcript of the gene reep1, whose product is annotated as receptor accessory protein 1. The coding region runs from base 1 to 906 and encodes 301 amino acids. The transcript is spliced from 8 exons. NCBI's taxonomy places the organism in Eukaryota, Metazoa, Chordata, Actinopteri, Pleuronectiformes, Pleuronectidae. Gene Ontology annotation, cellular component: cytoplasmic microtubule; endoplasmic reticulum membrane; endoplasmic reticulum tubular network. The record is from RefSeq and is a predicted model, not a curated record. Gene Ontology annotation, molecular function: microtubule binding. Gene Ontology annotation, biological process: endoplasmic reticulum tubular network organization.
AUGGUCUCCUGGAUCAUCUCUAGAGUUGUGGUACUUAUGUUUGGGACACUAUAUCCUGCGUACUCCUCUUACAAAGCUGUGAAAUCAAAAGAUGUGAGGGAAUAUGUGAAAUGGAUGAUGUACUGGAUAAUAUUUGCCCUAUUCACGACUGUGGAAGUAUUUACGGAUAUGUUUGUUUGCUGGCUUCCUUUCUACUAUGAGCUGAAGAUUGCGUUUGUGGUGUGGCUGUUGUCCCCUUACACUAAAGGCUCUAGCGUGCUAUACAGGAAGUUUGUUCAUCCCACUCUUUCCUCAAAAGAAAAGGACAUCGAUGAGUACAUCUGCCAAGCCAAGGACAAAAGCUAUGACACACUGGUGCAUUAUGGGAGAAAGGGGCUAAACGUUGCGGCCACAGCUGCCGUCAUGGCUGCAACAAAGAGCCAAGGAGUCCUGUCAGACAGACUGAGGAGUUUCAGCAUGCAGGAUCUGUCCUCCUACCAGUCGGACCCCGUGGACAGCGGACCUGAGACCACACAGUCCGCAGCAGCCCAGCAUCGGACCAGAAGUAUGAUGCGCAGCAAGUCGGAGAGCUACAACAAGGGUCAGGAUUUUGACGUAACUGAGUAUGAGAUGUUGGGGUUGGACCAUUGGGACUCCAAGGAGUCGCUGUCUCAGAUCUUGUCACCCUCUGAGUCUGAGUCCACACCCGUUACACUCUCACUGACGCCCCAGUCCACACCGCCCUCUCCACCUCCCACUCCCCCAGCACCGGAGCAGUCAGAGGAGGUGGGGAAGGAGGCGCAGGCGGGGCUGAGCUCUCCGCAGCUCACGCUGGUUAAGAGGAAGGCUCCUGAGCCUCCUCUUAGAGUCUUAAGGCCUCUCACAAGAUCCAGGAGAAGUCUUUCUUCGAACAAUGAAGCCAUGUGAAACUGUCCUCAAGACGACUCCAGCUGCCUUCGCUGCAAGAAGUAAAAAAAUGAAAAAAAUACUGAAUGGCCAAAAGCUACAUGACUGAAGCAGCCUUGCUUUGGAAUAAGGUAUUACCAAAGUGACCUAUGUCGACCCCUCUAUCUGUAGUAUAUCGCCUAUGAUCAAUCAGGUGAGGUUGAAUUAAGAGAAAUGAGUGAAUGGGCUCCAUGCUGAUAGACACUUUUUUUUUCAGUUUGUGGGUUAUUGAACAUGUGUUUAUGUACAGUUUGUGUGUACCUCAUCUUUAUGAUUUAAUGGUUUUUAUAUAUCAGGUUAGGGCAGGCAAGUGCAUGCGUGUCUUCCCAGUCAUUAGUCCACUGUUUGUUCAGCAGAAUGUACUGUCACUGAAUCCUGCCGCUGGUUUCGAGAAUGACGCGGACACUCUUCGAGAAUGUGUUAAAAGCCAAGGAUUUAAAAAAACAACAAUUUGGGUGGUUGUUGUUUUAUUGACAGUAUCUGUUCUGGAGAAACAUCUGAGUGCAGCUGAAAUCUGCACUGAUGACUUAUCUUAUCACAAUUUUGUGAAAUCAGCCAAACGAACAAAUAUAAAACGUACCUAUUGAAGUGUCAGACAGCGGUGGUGGACAAUAUUCUGUUAUGUACCUCUAUAUUUAAGCCUUAAAUCAAAAGAUAGUGGAGACUUAAAAAUAUAUCAAAAAGUCUCUACACAUGUUGUGCUACUUGUAACACAUAUACGUUCUCAUUAAAUCAUGUUUGCACUAUGUCUAGAAUAUAAAUUACUGCCCUAAAUGCUCAA